Pogoniulus pusillus (Red-fronted tinkerbird) is the source of this 1935-nucleotide messenger RNA. RefSeq names its product choline kinase beta (gene CHKB). Lineage: Eukaryota; Metazoa; Chordata; Aves; Piciformes; Lybiidae. Gene Ontology annotation, molecular function: ethanolamine kinase activity; choline kinase activity. The transcript is spliced from 11 exons. Gene Ontology annotation, cellular component: cytoplasm. The coding region runs from base 55 to 1188 and encodes 377 amino acids. Gene Ontology annotation, biological process: phosphatidylethanolamine biosynthetic process; CDP-choline pathway. The record is from RefSeq and is a predicted model, not a curated record.
GCGGGUCGGGCUGGGCCGAGCCGGGCCGGGCCGGCAGGGCAGGGCCGGGCAGCGAUGGCGGCGGCGGAACGUGGCAGCGGGAUCGGGACCAGAGCCGGAGCCGAGGCCGUGCCCGGGACCGUGCCCGCCCCCACUCGCCUGCAGGCCUAUGCCUGGUGCCGGGAAUUCCUCUCCGGCUCCUGGAAGCUCAUCGGACCCGAGGAGUUCUUUAUCGAGCCCAUCAGCGGGGGGCUCAGCAACCUGCUCUUCAAAUGUGCGCUGCCCGACCACGUCCUGAGCGUCGGGGACGAGCCCCGCCAGGUGCUGCUGCGUGUCUAUGGGGCCAUCCUGCAGGGCGUGGACUCACUGGUGCUGGAGAGUGUCACCUUCGCCAUCCUGGCCGAGCGGGCACUGGGGCCGCGGCUCUACGGCGUCUUCCCUCAGGGCCGGCUGGAGCAGUUCAUCCCAAGCCGUCGGCUGCGCACUGAAGACCUGCGGGACCCUGGCAUCUCCAGGGAGAUCGCGGUGAAGCUGUCACGGUUCCAUGGCAUGGUGAUGCCUUUCAACAAGGAGCCCAAGUGGCUCUUUGGGACCAUGGAGUGGUACCUGAAGGAGAUUUCAGAGCUGACCUUCACUGAGGAGGAGCAGCUGAAGAAGUUCAACCACCUCAAGACCUACAACCUGCAUGAGGAGAUGAAGAACCUCAGGGAGCUGCUGGAGGCCACCCCCUCGCCUGUGGUAUUCUGCCACAAUGAUGUCCAGGAAGGGAACAUCCUGCUGCUGGCUGGGCAUGAAGCUUCCUCCUCAGACAAGCUGAUGCUGAUCGACUUCGAGUACAGCAGCUACAACUACAGGGGUUUUGACAUUGGGAAUCACUUCUGCGAGUGGGUUUACAACUACACCCACCCAGCCUGGCCCUUCUUCAAGGCCUCCCCAGAGAACUACCCCAGCAGGCAGCAACAGCUGCAUUUCGUCCGGCACUACCUGUGGGAGGAGGUAGGGCGCCGCGGGGACACGACGCCGGAGGAGCAGCUGCGUGCAGAGGAGGAGAUGCUCACCGAGAUCAACCGCUUCGCCUUGGCCUCUCAUUUCUUCUGGGGGCUGUGGUCCAUCCUGCAGGCCAAGAUCUCCACCAUCAGCUUUGGCUAUCUGGACUAUGCAGAGAGCCGCUUCCAGGCCUAUUUCCAGCACAAGGCACAGUGCUCCUGAGAGUCACUCCCUCAGGGCUGCCUGGGACCCCUCCUUCAGCCCUCCCUGGCCCCCUGCCCCACCUCUGCCUGACCUCCCCCACAGCUCUGCUUGGACCCCCACCCUCACCUCUACCUGACCCCCACGGCCUCCCCCUUCCUGCCUUGACAGUGCCUGGACUGUGGGGCAGGACAAGGACAGGCUUUGCCCUCCCUGGGGAGGGGGCUAGAAUUGUUUGGGGUGGGGUUGUUCUGGAACGGUUUUGGGGAAGCUGGUGCCCACUUCGGGUACCCCCCAAGGUGCAGGGAAGAGGGUGGGGAGGGUGGGGGGAAUCUGUGUCCCCCAGCAAAGGAGACAACCCUCCCUGGGGAGGUGGGUUGUCUCCUUGUCCCUGCAUUGCUGGCACAGAGCAGGGCUUGAAUCUGGGGGCCGGGGGGAGCACUGGUGAGACACCCCUGCCCUGGCCAGUGUGGGGCACAGAGCGGGCACAGCUGCCAAAGUUCCCCUCUCUGGGCUCCCAGGGGGUGCUGAGAGCCCCCAGGGGGCUGCUGUUGGGCUCCUUCUCGUGCCCUCCAGAGCUCUGGUCACCCCCAGGCCUCCUGGGGUGAGGGGCAGUGGCUAGGGGAUGGGGGCUGCUGUGUGUGUCCCCAUCUCCGAUGGCAGAAUGUACCCUCCCUUCAGACCAAUAAAUGCUGCGGUGGGGCAUGGCCUCAGCUGGCUCUUGGUGGUCCCCUGGCCACCGCCUGCUCCUCCCCAGGAUGUCCCAGA